Molecule: messenger RNA, 1191 nt
Organism: Aegilops tauschii subsp. strangulata
Lineage: Eukaryota; Viridiplantae; Streptophyta; Magnoliopsida; Poales; Poaceae
Source: RefSeq, a predicted model, not a curated record
UGGACAGGUGCCAGCGACGGCCGGUGUCCCACAGAGCAAGAAAAUGUAGAUCGAUCGAGAUCGAACGGGCGCUGGUCCAUGGCUAGAAUCUCGUGACGCCCCAGCUCUCGAUAAUUCCAUUCGCGGCAAGCAUACACAAGGGCACAAGGCGUGCGGUAAGCAACAACAAUCUCUUCAGCAACUCCAGCGCGCAGCGACUUGCGUAGCAGUACGCGUCCACGAUCGAGAGUGUCCAUAUAAUUGAGUCGAUUCCUUCUCAUUAUGAAACAUCUCUCGAUCGCCAUCGCCGGCCAUUAUUAAUCCGCCCACCCGACAUGCCCCUACAUAGUUAAUGGCCGGUCAGUCAGGCCCGUGGUAUUGGUAACCACCAGCAGCUGCAGCGCUACCUCAAGAAACGUUGCCAUGGCAGAGGCAGAGGCGGAGGGGUCGGCCAUGUAGCGGAGCGGCAUCGGCGGGGACGGGAGAGUCGUUUUGGGGGUCGACCGAUGGUGGUGCACGUGGUGCUGCUCGCCGCGCCGGCCGUCGGCGGCUUCCUCCUGCACGCGUUCAAGUUCUCCAUCCUGCUCUGGCCGUUCAACCUCACGCUGCCGCUGCUGCGCGACCUGCCGCGCGUCUGCGCCACCCUCCGGGGCGCCGCGUCGCUCUACGCCACCGAGCUGCGCGCGUCCCUCGGCGGCCGCCGGCGGAGGGCGCCCGUGCCGCAGAUGGACCGCCAGUACUUCUCCCUCCGCGGCGUGCGGAGACGGCCGGCGGAACGGCUCGUCGACCACGCCAUGCUAGCCCUCGUCGACAUCUCCUACUGAUGCCGCUGCGUUGCCAAGGUGGCUGCAUGCCGGAGCUGUUUAAUUCCGGCGGUGCUCGGUUUGGAUGGAAACGUUGGUUCAGAAUUUUCUUUGGAUCAUGUACAUAGGCGUUCCAUUUUUUUAUUAUCUUUUUUCCUGCAUUUGUCGGCUGCACUUGUUGUAACUAGUCCAAUGUCCUGCGUAAUUACACCGGAUCUUUUUUCUAUCUUCAGUAUUACUCCCCGUCUCAAAAUAAAUGACUCAAUUUUAUACUAGCUUUAGUAUAAAAUUAGUACAAAGUCGAGUCAUUUAUUUUGAGACGGAGGGAGUAUAUUAGAUUAUUAAGUGUGUUAAUAACAAUGCUAUUUGCAUGAAUAUAAUAGUACUGAUAUAUUGAUGUGGUGAUGAA